Heterocephalus glaber (naked mole-rat) is the source of this 5468-nucleotide messenger RNA. RefSeq names its product SAC1 like phosphatidylinositide phosphatase (gene Sacm1l). Gene Ontology annotation, biological process: phosphatidylinositol dephosphorylation. The record is from RefSeq and is a predicted model, not a curated record. Gene Ontology annotation, cellular component: endoplasmic reticulum. Gene Ontology annotation, molecular function: phosphatidylinositol-4-phosphate phosphatase activity. Lineage: Eukaryota; Metazoa; Chordata; Mammalia; Rodentia; Bathyergidae.
AGUUUGUCCUUCGCUGCUUCCCGUUCGCGCUUGUUCUUUCCCGCGGGGCGAAGAGGCUGGUGGGAAGAGCCCGGAGCUCUGGCGGCAGAGGCGGGGUGGCCGGUAGCGCUGUAGCCGAGGUGGCGGUGCGGGGUAGGACAUUCGGAACCGAGAGGAAGGAGGUGGUGGUGGUGCAGGAUGGCGGCGACGACCUACGAGCGGCUACAGCUACAUAUCACACCUGAAAAGUUUUAUGUGGAAGCUUGUGAUGACGGAGCAGAUGACGUGCUCACGAUUGACCGCGUGUCCACAGAGGUCACCCUCGCAGUCAAGAAGGAUGUUCCUCCUUCAGCUGUCACAAGACCAAUUUUUGGUAUACUGGGCACAAUCCAUCUGGUGGCAGGUAAUUAUCUUAUUGUCAUUACCAAAAAGAUGAAAGUAGGCGAAUUUUUCAAUCAUGUAAUCUGGAAAGCAACAGAUUUUGAUAUUCUUUCUUAUAAGAAGACCAUGUUGCACUUAACUGAUAUUCAGUUACAAGACAAUAAAACGUUCCUAGCGAUGCUAAACAAUGUCCUGAGUGUGGAUGGAUUUUACUUCUCUGCAACCUACGAUUUGACCCACACUUUGCAGCGGCUGUCCAAUACCAGCCCAGAGUUCCAAGAAAUGAGUCUCUUGGAAAGGGCAGAUCAGCGGUUCGUCUGGAACGGUCAUCUUCUGAGAGAGCUGUCUGCGCAGCCGGAGGUCCAUCGGUUUGCUCUUCCGGUGUUACAUGGCUUUAUUAACAUGCACUCGUGUUCUAUCAAUGGGAAGUACUUCGAUUGGAUCCUCAUCUCUAGGAGGAGUUGUUUCAGAGCUGGGGUGCGCUACUAUGUCAGAGGAAUUGAUUCUGAAGGCCAUGCAGCUAACUUUGUAGAAACAGAGCAAAUUGUGCACUAUAAUGGGAGCAGGGCUUCAUUUGUACAGACUCGAGGAUCAAUACCUGUUUUCUGGUCCCAAAGACCAAACCUCAAGUACAAACCACUGCCACAGAUCAACAAAGUAGCAAAUCAUAUGGAUGGCUUCCAAAGGCAUUUUGAUUCACAAGUAAUUAUUUAUGGAAAACAAGUCAUAAUCAAUCUGGUAAACCAGAAGGGCUCAGAGAAGCCACUUGAACAGGCAUUUGCAACCAUGGUGUCUUCCUUGGGCAACGGGAUGAUCAGAUACAUUGCCUUUGACUUCCAUAAGGAAUGCAGACAUAUGAGAUGGGAUCGACUAAGUAUUUUAAUGGACCAGGUAGCAGAAAUGCAAGAUGAAUUAAGUUAUUUUCUAGUAGACUCUGCUGGCAAGGUGAUGACAAACCAGGAGGGUGUGUUCCGAAGCAAUUGCAUGGAUUGUCUGGACAGAACCAACGUGGUCCAGAGCUUGUUAGCACGCCGUUCACUUCAGGUCCAGCUUCAGAGACUAGGAGUUUUGCAUGUGGGACAGAAGCUUGAAGAACAAGAUGAAUUUGAGAAGAUUUACAAAAACGCUUGGGCUGACAACGCAAAUGCUUGUGCCAAACAGUAUGCGGGAACCGGUGCCUUGAAGACGGACUUUACCAGAACGGGAAAGAGGACGCAGUUGGGACUUAUGAUGGACGGCUGGAACUCACUGAUCCGCUACUACAAGAACAAUUUCUCCGAUGGAUUCAGACAAGAUUCCAUUGACUUAUUUCUUGGGAACUACUCAGUGGAUGAAUUAGAAUCUCAUAGUCCUUUAAGUGUUCCAAGGGACUGGAAAUUCUUGGCUUUGCCAAUUAUCAUGGUGGUUGCCUUUUCAAUGUGCAUUAUCUGCUUGCUCAUGGCCGGUGACACUUGGACAGAAACUCUGGCCUAUGUGCUCUUCUGGGGAGUUGCAAGCAUUGGAACAUUUUUUAUUAUUCUUUUCAAUGGCAAAGAUUUUGUUGAUGCUCCUAGAUUGGUUCAAAAGGAAAAGAUAGACUGAAUUUGUGUUUGUGGAAAGCGGCUCGGGUUGGAAGAAUCCGUGAUGCAGAACUGGAGUCUUUACUGACCCGCUUUCCACGUUAGUGCAGAUCUUUUUAAAGCCUUUGUCCAAAACGCUCCUCCUGCUGAGUGCAGGUGUGACUGCAUUGAUCUGAUGUCAUGGCCUCCAUGGUCUCUUCACUUGUAGGACAGUUACAUUUAGAAUUUGAAACUACACGAUAAUUGAAAUAGAGCCUGAAUCCAGCCCACAGAAUGGAAGGAAUCUUAUCUAUUCAUUGUCCACUUAAUCAACUGUUGCAGAUGAGUAAUAUAUUUUACAAACUUAGCUUCUUUCAUUAUUUAAAACAGUAAAAUUAUUUUUCUAGCUCAGCUUCAUUGUCAUUAUAGAAGCAGUCACUGUUAGCAAGCAUACCUUUCCUCACACCUUUGGACUUUUCUUAGAAGUCUGAUAAUAAGCGGACUCUCCCGUGCUAGAGCGUGUAAGUCUCACGUGGUCGUCGGCUUGAGGGCUGGGUGAAGAGGCCUGUGGGCCAGGCUCGGAUGUUCCCCGGGCCGCCCCUGGACCUCAGACAGCUCGCGCCAUUGCAGUUGCACCAGCAUUUGAGCGUGACGGAAGAGUUCACGUAUACUUUAUCUUUUUGAAAAGGCCUAAAUGAAAUCAAAGAAUGUAAAGUCUGUCUCCUCUGCUAAAGGUCCAAAGCUGCCUCUUUUUAAGGGUUGCCCCAUUGUGGAAAAGACCCGCCUGGCCAGCUGCUUCUCCAUGCCUUCGUUGGCGGCUACUCAUCAAGACACAGGCCUCUGCGAGGGUCUCAUGCCAGAUUUCACGUGGAACUUGGGAGCCACAGCUGCUUCUCCACACGUGCUACUGUUGCUUUCACCCCGUCAGGGUUUUUGCUCAGUAAGGGUGUUGGAAUUCAGUGCUUCCUGGUUAUUACAGCCUCCAAACCAGGGACCAACUUCAUGUGCAACUAACUCCUGGAGAACAAUGCUCCAGAAGCUGUGCGUACUUGGACUUGUAUUGCAAGGUUUCGAUAUUAGAGCAGUGUGUAAAGUAGUGUAAUUGCCACUUCUAAAACAGUUCCAUUAAACACUGCUGUACUAUUUCAGUGUUGUGCUUGAAAAUAUGCAGUUUUUUUCCAGUAGUAAUACUUUCUGUUGUCCUUAAAUAUUUCUAAAAGCGCCUUUAUUUUAACAUUACCUUUUUUCAGCAUUAUCUUUUAUAAACAAUAACAGUUGUUGCUUUUAGAAAUGCUAAAGGAAAUAAUAUCUGGGAAAACCUGCGUAGCUUUGAAUCAGUCAUUAAAUUCACAGUAGGAUAAGUGAGUAGAGCUACCUAUUCUUAACAUGUAAAUAAGCACCAUUCAUUCCAAAAGUGGAAUAUUGAUGCUUAGCUCAUCUCUACUGUAAUAUAAUAUCCAAGCGCUGCCGGACGUUUCACAGUAAAGUCUGUCAGCAACUGCAGCAAAGACCAAAUCUGAACUGCUCAUGUGGCUGCUUUGCAGGGAGUGGACUAAUCUCGGGAGUGUUAGGUCAAAUCUAUCAAUAUUUGAGAACCCUGUCAUGAUUUUAUUUAACUCAUGUACUGUAUAUCCGUAAGUGAAAAUAAAACAUAUUCUUUUCUAAUUAUUGGUAUUAUCAUUCUAUACUGUACUUUUUCUUCAAAGAUGGUGAUUUUUUUCUUUCUCAAAGCAAUGUGCGAUCGUUAUAGAAAAGUCAGAUUAACAUUAAGUAAAAUUAGUAGCUUCUGAAUCAGUCCUCUUUUUCAGUUAUGAUCACUUAAGAAAUUUUGUAUAUCUUUAUAGUUACUUUUUAGUUACAGAUAAAAGCAGGAAAAUACUAAAACCCGUAAGCAUGUACCCCUCCCAACUGCCAACUGCCAUUGUUUACAGCAUGCUGCGGUUCUCAGCUGGAAAGUGGGCGAUACUGCUAGGAAGCUGUCUCAGCCGGGGCGGGGCUGGGGGGGCGGGCUCUGAUGUCAGCGUCUUGGUGCCGGGGCCCUCAGCCCUGUGGGAAGUGAGUUGGAAACCCCUGAUGAUGGCACCCAUUGCAUACGGGUGUGUCUGUCAGCUUUUCCCCUGACACACCAUGAGGAGGAGCAUGUACCUUGGCCCACAGCCUGAGGCUUCCGUCCGUGCCCAGCUGUCUCCAAAGCAAGACCAUCGUCGUAAAGGGCAGACCAGCGGACUGCUUGGCUCAUGGCAUCGUGAAAGCAGAGUGAAGACCAGUGAGCGGGCCAGCGUCCUGGUGCAGUCCUCAGGGUCACUCUGACCCAGCAGACACCCCACCCAAAGUGCUUUCCUAGGCUGUGGCGUGUGUCUCAGCCCAGUCAGGUUGGCAGUGGAGCUGCCACCAUAGCAUGUUAUCCAGAGAGAAAUUACAGCGAAUCUUUAAAACAUGAUCUUUAAUUCCUUUUUUAGUUUCCUACUGAAAUAAUUUCAGCAAAAUUUGGUAGUUAAUUUGAAAAUGAAUUGAGCUCGCUAAGUUUCCAAGGAAGGACUGCAGAGGAGCGAGAGAAGAUCAACUAGCUGUAGAUGGCAGCCAAGUAUUGGUUACCUAGCUCUGUAUAACAAGUUACCCCAGAACCCUGUGGCUUACAACAGCCUGUAUUGUGUUAUCCCACAGCUCUGGUGCACCAGGACUUUGGGCCUGGCUCAGCUCUGUCCCCUGCCUCAGGGUCUCUCAGCUGAGAUCAAGGUUCAUCUAGAGACAAUCCACGUCCUGAAUCAUUCUGAUUAUUGGCCAGAUUUGGUUCCUCACAGGCUGCUGGCUGUUGGCUGGAGGCAGCCUUAGUCCCCCGCCAUGUGGUCCUCUCCAGCAUUGCAGGGGGUUCAUGAAGGCCACUAAGAAAGUGUACCAGCAAGAUGGAAGCCAGUCUCCUAACCUUAUCUCUCAAGUGUCAUCCUGUCACUCCUGCAGUCGAGGAAGUCACAGGACUCCUGUGGGUCAGGAUCUUUGGGGGACAGGGACACCGUGAAAGUCUGCCGACCAAGUCAGGAAGGAAGAUGCAAAGCCGAGGUACAGAAGCAGCCCUGGAAUGGAGGAAACCACUGGCUCCCUGCAGGAGGUGUGGCUGAUGCCAGGACCAGGGUGCACAGGUUUCCUAAAGCUGUGUUGAGGUGAACUCCCCAUCAUGCCAGGGCACAGCUGGCUGCCUUCCCGGGGAGACUGCCCUAGCCUCACCAUCCACCCGUUGCUGUCAUUUGUUCCACGUCUAGUACAUACCCUGUCCAGUUGCACUGUUUUUGAAGGUUAUGAAAGUGGUAUCAUUCUGUACAUGUCCUCCAGCUUGCCUUUGAACCCAGCAUUGUUUCUAAGACUCCAUGUGGAAGGCUGGACCAGUAGCCUGUUCUUAACCACCAUUUGCGUAGAAUGAACAUAAUACUGUAUUCACUGAGAUUUACUGAGGGCAAUUUGUUUUCUGUCUGCCUAACAGUGUACAUGUCUGGUUUUUCUCACUGUUUGUUGUCAUUCUGAGUCUUGCUAUGAAUAUUCUGUUCAACUCCUGGCUCAAUAAAAAGUGUUUCUCCA